Molecule: messenger RNA, 3069 nt
Organism: Ilyonectria robusta
Lineage: Eukaryota; Fungi; Ascomycota; Sordariomycetes; Hypocreales; Nectriaceae
Product: beta-galactosidase
Exons: 8
Coding region: 1-3069 (1022 amino acids)
Biological process (GO): carbohydrate metabolic process
Cellular component (GO): vacuole
Molecular function (GO): beta-galactosidase activity
Source: RefSeq, a predicted model, not a curated record
AUGAGGCUGCUUUCCCUUUUGUCGCUUGCUGCCACAGCUUACAGCGUGGCCGUGCUACCCAAAAAUGCCCCCAAUGGCAUCAAACUCAGCGUGCCUAUCGAACCGGCCAAGCGAGCUCUCCUGCAAAACCUCGUAACAUGGGAUGAAAACUCCCUGUUCAUCAAGGGAGAACGCGUUAUGAUCUAUAGUGGCGAGUUUCAUCCUUUUCGCCUGCCAUCGCCUUCUCUGUGGCUGGAUAUCUUUCAAAAGAUCAAGGCUGCGGGCUUCAACACUGUUAGUUAUUACAACAUGUGGGGCUUGAAUGAGCAAACCCGAGGGGACUUCCGUGCAGAGGGAGUCUUUGAUAUGGUGCCUUUCUACGAGGCUGCGUUGAAGGCUGGGAUCUACCUGAUUGCGAGACCUGGGCCGUAUAUCCAUUCAGAAUCUACCGGGGGCGGUCUUCCGGGAUGGGUGGCUAAGAUUCCAUCGCAAAUUCGGAGCGCUGACCCGCUCUUCAUGAAUGCUUCAGAUGUGUAUCUCGCCGGUGUCGGCGCCGCUAUUGCGAAAUAUCAAAUCACAAACAGCGGACCCAUCAUUCUCACCCAGAUUGAGAAUGAAUAUAGCAAUUGCAAUGACGGGACAGGAGGUUGUCUCGAAGCUGGUUGGAUGCACCAUAUCGAGGAUAGGCUCCGGGAAGCCGGCAUGGUGAUUCCAGCUAUCUCCAACGAUGGGUCUCCCCGAGGACGUUGGGUGACCUCUGGGGGGUACAAGAUUGAUAUAUACGGGCAUGAUGGUUAUCCGAUGGGCAUUGACUGCUCGCGUCCUGAUGAGUGGUACAACGGGAAAAACAAGAACUUGCCAACAAAUUGGGCCGCGCUGCACCAGCAGCAAAGUCCCUACACGCCCUAUGCUGUCCUCGAGUUCCAAGGAGGAUCGCCGUCGGGCUGGGGAGGUCCCACCUACGACCAAUGUGCGGCGUACUUAAACCACGAAUACGCACGGGUUUUCAACAAGAACAACUAUGGCGCUGGCGUGAGAAUUUAUAACCUCUACAUGACUGUUGGUGGAACGAAUUGGGGUGGAAUCUCCUACUCUGAGGGCUUCACCUCGUACGAUUAUGGUGCGCCAGUGUCGGAAGAUCGAAGCAUCACUCGUGAGAAGUAUAGCGAGAUUAAACUGGAGGCCCAAAUGCUCAAGGUCUCUCCAUCGUUCCUCGUGGCAAAUCCAAGCAACUACACCAUCGGCCGAUAUAGCCCGAACAAGAAUGUCGCCAUUACCCCUGUCUUGGGAAAUGCCACCCUCAGCGAUUCUAGGACUAACUACUUCGUUGUUCGCCAUGCGAACUACUCGACCGACGACAACAUAAGUUAUACACUUGUGCUGCCCAGCACGGCCGGUAAUCUUGCGAUCCCUCAGCUUGGUCAUGGCAGUCUCACGCUGUCCGGGCGUGACUCGAAAAUCCAUGUUACCGACUAUAAUGUCGGCGGUAUCAACGUUCUGUACUCCACGGCAGAGAUUUUCACCUGGAAGAAGUUCUCGAAACGAACCGUCCUUUUGGUGUAUGGUGGUCCCGGGGAGCUUCACGAAAUCGCCGUGAACACCACCCCCACCGUCAACAACCCCAAGCCAGUCGAGGGCAAGGGCGUGGAGAUCCAAGCGCUGAAGGGCAGCAAGGAUAAGGCAUGGGUUGUCCAGUACGUUGCCACGCCACAACGCAAAGUGGUACAGAUUGGAGAUUUGUUCAUCUACCUGCUAGAUCGCAACUCAGCAUAUAACUACUGGGUGCCAGAUAUUGGAAAAGACCCCUACGGCACGUCCCUUAUGAACCCGGAUUCUGUCAUUGUUAAGGCGGGAUACCUUGUCCGUAACGUCUCGGUCUCUGAAAAUGGACUCUAUAUUGACGCAGACUUCAAUUCUACUACCUCCGUGGAAGUCAUCGGGGUACCCAAUGGGGUGAGCGAGUUGUACCUCAAUGGUGUUCGCAAAAGGCAUACCGUGAGCGCUCUGGGAGACUGGCAAGCCAGCCUCUCCUACAGAAAGCCCCAUUUUCAGCUCCCUGAUUUGUCUGCCCUCAAAUGGUCUGUCUUGGAUUCGUUACCGGAGGUCGCCCCGCGGUACAACGACUCGCUUUGGACAACUGCAAAUCUCACCGCAAGCUUUUUUCCUGAAGAGCAAAGAAUUCCGCUCUCCCUCUAUGCUGAUGACUACGGCUACCAUGUUGGCGCCAUCGUAUAUCGAGGCACGUUCACUGCAACAAGGAGUAAGAAAUCCGCCUUCAUUCUCACAGCCCGAGGCGGCAGAGCCUUUGCCGUUUCCAUCUGGGCCAACGGCGCUUUCAUUGGCAGUUACGAUGGAUCAGGAGGCAUCAAAGCAAUCUAUGAGACCGAGUUCACCAUUCCCGAAGGUGUGCUCACUGUUGGGCAAAAUGCCACGCUGACCAUCCUCCUCGACCACAUGGGACUAGAGCAGAACAUUCCUGGCGCCUCAACGAGCAAGAUCGCCCGUGGGAUCAUAGCAUAUGACCUCCAAGGUGUGGAGGCGGCAGACAUCACGUGGAAACUGACUGGAAACUUGGGGGGUGAGGCGUACUACGACAAAUGGCGGGGGCCUUUGAAUGAGGGUGGACUCUUCGUUGAGCGCAUGGGCUACACGGCUCCAUCUCCCCCGUUGAUUGACGCCGGAUUCAAGUCCAGAAGCCCUUUCAAAAGCACCGGUGGACCUGGUGUGUGGUAUUAUACCACCAAGUUCAAUCUUGAUUUGCCGUCUGACAAAUGGGAUAUUCCCCUCCACUUUGCAUUUGAGAACCAGACUGAGACUCUGGGCCAUUACCGGUCCCUCCUCUAUGUCAAUGGAUGGCAAUUCGGCAGGUAUCUCAGCAAUGUCGGGCCUCAGUCGACCUUCCCAGUCCCCGAGGGUAUCCUGAACUACAACGGCGAGAAUUGGAUCGGCUUGACAGUCUGGGCCUUGGACAAGGAGGGGGCUGAGGUACCAUCUCUCAAACUGCAAGCCAGUACACCCUUAUAUACAAGUCGGCAGCCGGUGGCACUUGUUGAUAGUCCGCCUUUCAAGAAGAGAAUCGGUGCAUAUUAG